Messenger RNA from Pimephales promelas (fathead minnow), 2146 nucleotides. It is a transcript of the gene ubtd1a, whose product is annotated as ubiquitin domain containing 1a. The record is from RefSeq and is a predicted model, not a curated record. NCBI's taxonomy places the organism in Eukaryota, Metazoa, Chordata, Actinopteri, Cypriniformes, Leuciscidae. Gene Ontology annotation, molecular function: protein binding.
UGGGAAGUUGUUUUGGAGUGAUACGUCAAAGGUCUCGCCUGUCCUCCAGGAAUGCAUCCAGAUCCAGCACCAAACGAGGAGAAAUCCAAUUAAGAUUGGGACAUCUUAGAUAAGACAUAUAUUUGUGGAAUUGCUUGGGUGCACCGUCCUGCUCGGACAAUCCCGGGAUUUACCAUUUAUUUUUGACUCUCUGUCCUGGUCUGAAAUAGAGCCGACUGGAUUAAGUUUGUUGUGAAAAGUCACUCAUACACCUAAAUCCAAGCCAGAGAUUGUAAAAGCAAGGACUAUGUAAGCUAUCUUGGUGACCGACUCUGAUUUAUAUUUGUACAGUCGGUGUUAUUUUUAGUUUCAGAAAACAGGUGAUGGGCGUGUACGGUGUGCAAGAUACUGGAUUUACUUGCUGGGUGUCAAGAGUUUUGCUGUGAGUGACGUCUUUGCACUGUGCAUGUGGUGUUGAUUAUCCCUCAAACCCCUGCAUGAAGUCAUAGGAGCGACUGUCCAGUCAAUUUUCACCGAUUAAAGGAAUAAGUGAGCGGUCAGACCAUGGGAGUUGCAAACUCGAGAGACUAUCAACCAACAAUAACAGUUGUGCUCAAAAGACGCAAUGAGCCCCUGAAAAAAGACAAGCCCAAGUGGAAAAGUGACUAUCCUAUGACGGAGGGCCAGCUGCGAAGUAAAAGAGAUGAAUUUUGGGACACGGCUCCAGCUUUUGACGGCCGUAAAGAGAUCUGGGACGCGCUGAAAGCUGCAGCGCUAGCGAUUGACUGUAACGACCAUGCACUAGCGCAGGCUAUUGUAGAUGGAGCCAGCAUCUCACUGCCUCAUGGAUCUCUUAUGGAAUGCUAUGAUGAACUGGGCAACCGCUAUCAGCUCCCUGCGUACUGCUUGGCUCCUCCAGUCAACCUGGUCUCCGAGUGCAACGAUCAUAAUGUGUCUGAACACACUGAGCCACAGGAGAAGAAAGAGAAGGAGUUUCAGCUGAAGGUGCGUCUCUCCACCGGAAAAGAUCUUCGCAUCAGCGCCACAAUGGCCGAUUCCAUCCGUCAGCUGAAGAAACAGCUUCAGAUUCAGGAAGACAUUAAUACAACCAAUCAGCGCUGGUUUUUCUCUGGAAAGCUCCUCACGGAUAAAACACGUUUACAGGACACCAAGAUCCAGAAGGACUUUGUAAUACAGGUCAUUGUUAAUCAGCCCAUUGUUCCCAACUAGAAAGCUCAUAUAACUGUAAAGCAGGACUUACAGCAUAUGUUUCCAUAUAGCUCACUUGAUCAGGUCGGAGUUUAUUUUUCCAAAUGUGAUGCACAAACAUUUCUUAUAGAAACUUUGUAAAAUUGCAGCAUGCUAAAGUUUGUUGUACGAAAUUACAGUAGAUACCUCGCCUUCUUGGUUUUAAUAUCCAUAUGUGUGGAUAUUCAUUUCCAUAUUCUAUAGGGUAUCAUUUGCCUUGAUCUAUGAUACAGUCUGCUGUCUUUUGCUGAGAAGGCAUAGACAGUUUUCAAGAGGGUGAAUUUACAGUGCAAGGAUUUUUCAAUCUUAUUAAGACACUAUUUAAAUGGUUAUUUCAUCAUGAUGCCAUUUUUUCAAUCAUGGAUUGGUCGGAGGCUUAUUAAUCUUUCUGUUACAUUUGUGUAAUCCAAGAAAAGAGAUACUUGGUACUGUGUCAGAUUUUGCUUUACCAGUCAUGAAAUUUGUGUUUAUAUUCCAAAGCAAUUUGUAUACAUUUGUUUGUAGCUAUGUUUUUAUAGAGGUUUGUAAUUUAUUUUAGCACAGACAGUUUCAUUUUAUUAUUUCUAAUGUAAAUUAAUUUUAAAUGAAUAAAAUGACAAGGUUAGUUUAUUGUUGCUGAAACAAAGCAGAUUUUAAAAAUUCUAAAUUGUACAAUUAUUUCAUAAUGUAAUAUUAUAUUGUUUCAUUUAGAAACAGAAUUGUAGCUAAUUGUGUGUCUGGGGAAAAAAACAAUCUAACAAGUUUUUACUAAAUUAUGAUUUUUAUACUAUGUCAAAACCAUAGGGUCAAAACUCAUUUUUGAUUUUUUUUAUUGAAUCUUCUAUUGGCUUUUGUGGCAAGAUGUCAGUCACUACUGAGGAUUUAUUGUCAGAUUUUUUUCUCGAAUAUGAGUGGAAUUAAAUAGCAAUUUCAGAACACG